GCCCGUCCCCGCCCGCGCUCCCCAUGGCGGCGGCGGCGGCGGCGGCGGCGGCCGGGGCGGCCCUGGGGGACAGCGGCGCCAUCGACUACUCGGUGCACGAGGCGUGGAACGAGGCCACCAAUGUCUACCUGCUGGUGGUGCUGGCCAGCCUGGCGCUCCUCGUCUACGCGCGGCGGAACAAGAGGAAGAUCAUGCGCAUCUUCACCCUGCCUCCAGCCGGCGAGGCGGCUCCCGAGCCCAACUUCUACGACAGCAUGAAGAAGAUCCGCCUGAGGCAGCAGCUGGAGAUGUACUCCAUCGCAAGGAAGUAUGAACAGCAGCAGCCACCAAAACAGACUGAAAGUGUACAGCUCUCAGUGGAAUGAAGUCCACAACUACAGGACCUCAGGAUAUAUUUCCAGGGCUGAUGAUGGAGUCAGUGUGGAGCUAUUUUCAGUGGCUCUUCAUUGAUGCAUUGCUGAAGCCAAGGGGAUGAAGGAAGGGGGCUCUCCUAAAAACUUUGUUUUCGGUAGGUUUUCUUUGAGCCUUUGAGGUAAACCGAGUGCCUACUAAAACAUUCAGCAUGGAAGUACCCAGCACAGGGCAGAUCUACUCAGAGAAACCUCUGAAGGUAGAGAAGUGCAGUCUUAACAAUGUUUUAAAUUAUUUCUCUCUCACCUUGGAAAUCAGCUCCUACCUUGCCCUGGUAAGGGCACGGUAGAGAAGGCAGUGCUGGUAUGUCUGGAAACCUUCCAUUUCUUGAUGACACGUUGAGUUUGCUGAACGCGUCAAGUAAAUGUGGCAGUAGUGCAGAAAGUUCUGCUCUCUGUGUUCAUAUGGGGGCUGUGUGUGCAGUACUGUGAACCUCUCCUGCAUCAGCUUCUGAGGAGUACAUAGAGAAUUGCGUGUCUAGAAGACACUUAAGGCCAGUGCUAUGCUAACAGCAAAGGCCGUUGGCUUAAUGUCGUCAAACUGCUCUAAAGAAUGGGAUUGUCUGUAAGGAUCUGUGUAAGCAGAAAGACCCAUGGCCAUCCAGAAGAGACAUCACUCCCCCGGUUAAUUUUUUCUUUCUAGGUAUAUCACAGCAUUAAUUUAAACAACACUGCAGAAAUUACUUCUUAAUAAAAGCGUUUAAUAAUGAAAACUA
Messenger RNA from Apus apus (common swift), 1126 nucleotides. RefSeq names its product small integral membrane protein 19 (gene SMIM19). Lineage: Eukaryota; Metazoa; Chordata; Aves; Apodiformes; Apodidae. The transcript has 3 exons. The record is from RefSeq and is a predicted model, not a curated record. Bases 24 to 365 code for a protein of 113 amino acids.